GUUGUUUCCUGGACUCUGUGAGCCAGCAGUGUCUGGAGCUGCAUUGCUUGUACCAUGGACUCUCAGGUCAGCAACGGCUCGGGCCUGGAUACUGAGCACAUCACAAACCUGCUGGUGUUUGGCUUCCUCCAAAACUCUAAGUAUCAUUUCCACCGAGAGCUGGAGGUACUGGGUCAGGAACUGCCCGUGCCAGUUUACCUGGAUGCGGACGAGGACGAGCUGCAGACCGACGGCAGCCGGGCCAGCCGUUCCUACCAUGGAAGAAUACAGCCAGAUUCUGAAAGCCAGGAAGAUGUCAUCCAAAGAAUUGCCCAUCAUCUCGCUCAAGUAGGCGAUGAGUUAAACCACAGCAUCCAGCCCACACUGGUGAGACAGCUGGCGGCCCAGUUCAUGAACGUCAGCCUGUCGGAGGAAGACAGACGGAACUGCCUGGCCAAAGCCCUUGAUGAGGUGAAGACGGCCUUCCCUAGAGACAUGGAGAAUGAAAAGGCCAUGCUGAUAAUGACCUUGCUGCUGGCCAAAAGCGUGGCCAGUCAUGAGCCGUCCUUGCUCCGUGAUGUCUUCCGAACGACAGUGAACUUUAUUAACCAGAAUUUAUUCACCUCUGUGAGGAACUUACUUAGGAAUGGGAUGGACUGAAGGAGGCCUGCAGAAGCUUGACUGCCUGAGACCCAACAUGGCAAGAACAGUGAAGCUUCCUCCAAAGGAACGUGGCCAUGUAAACACAUGUUGGAGUGAAGACAGCUCCCAGAUAAUGGCUGUCUCCCUGUUUUCAGGACAAUGUUUUGAGCUGGUGACUUACUUAAAAUUUAGUCUAAUGAAGAUGCCAGUAUGCGUGUAUCUGAAGGGCUCAUGCCAGUUCCUGCACCCACACCUUGUACCUUUAUCUGAUCAGCUGUACAGGUUCCCUCUUGGAAAUUAAACGUAAAAGCAGGUUGUAAGGCAGAAAAACUUACUUGUAAUGUGACGUUACUGUUCACAAGAGGCUAGCUCUGGGAUGUUGUCUUCAUCAUGCAGACGGGCUUCUGUUUCAGAACAGUGCUAGGAGCGGUGCACUGGCCCAAGAGUGAGAAUUCUACCCAGUGCUCAGAAGACCACAGCCUUCCUUUGUAAAAAGCCGAAUGGCAAUGAGGUUUGAGACUAUGAUUCUGUUCUCAAAACCAUGAGCAGCACUGACCACCCUCCGCACCCACCCAUACAUAAGGGUUUAGCUGUUUCAGGGGACUGUUUGCUAAAGAUUUCCAUCCCAGUGGGAACAAACAGUUGUGCACACAACUCGUCUGUGUGUGUAAUUUACAACCAGUUCCUUGCUAGGGAACACAUUUACACAAGGAACAAGUGUAGUAGCAGAGUCAACCAGAAUGAAUAGGAGAGAGACCUAAAACAGCCAGUAAUCCAAACAGUAGCAUCGUCACCUCCCACUGGGCUUGCAGUGCAGCAGGCCACCGUCUUAGUCAAGCUCACAGAGGUGAUUUCCUGUCACGGCUGAUACACUUCCUUGGUGGUAAAGCAAAAUUGUGUUCUUUCUCCCCAGGCCAACAUUCUCGAAAGAUUCCAUGUAUCAAAGCCAAAUGUCCCUUCUUUGCUUUUGUAUUUGAAAGACAAGGUCUAACCAUGUAUCCUCAAAUGCAGGUUGACUUUUCUGUUAACUUUCCUAAUGCUGGGAUUGCAGGCAUGAGCCACCACUACCUGCUAAGUGUUCCCAUGUUUUUAAUUCAUCCCAGCCAUGACGGUUUGGUGUAUCGUGGGAACGGGUAGAUUUUUCUUUAAACAUGAUCCUUGUAUGGGUAUAAUUGAGGGAUGAUUUUAAUUCAGAGAUAUUUUUCAUUCUGUUCUAAAAAUAUGUGAAUUGGUUUAAGUGAUAGAAAUUUGCUUCUUCAAAAUAAAGGCUUUCUUCUCUAAAGGAUGCUGGCAUAGCGACAUCUCCUAAAUGAUGGAGUGCAUCAGGUUACACCGCUCCUGACCUGACCUUCAGGAUCCAGCAUAAACACCAGUGUUUGGGGUCACAGUUCCUAAGGCUGCCUUUACUCCAGCGACUUCACUAACUGUGCUCACCGGCAACUGAGACGUGAUUUUGAAUGCCAGGGUUGUGUUUUCAGAACUGAGCGGCAAACCAAGAAUGCACACACUUUAAGUAUGGAAGACUACAAAAUCAAGAGUAGUGGACAAAGAUGAGUCACCGGAUACCAUAAAAAUCUCAUUUUAUUGUCACCUCCAGGGUGAUUGCUCCAGACAUUGCUUCUGACUGAAAGCAGUUUGUAGACUUUUGUCACUUCCCAUAAAAAACAGAUUGGGCACAAAGUAGACAGCAGGAUGGGAAAGGAGCCAAAACAAUUCACAAUAAUGAGUUGAGCAAGUCCGACAAUUGCGGUCAGAGCUGACAAGCACACUGGAAGUGAUUGCUGCCUGAGUCAAACGCUUAACGAUAAUUUUUGUUUUUGGCUUUUUGUUUUUUCCGAGACUGGGUUCCUCUGUAUAACAGCUCUGGAUGUCCUGGAACUAACUCUGUAGACCAGGCUGGCCUUGAACUCACAGAGAUCCUCUGCCUCCCGAGUGCUGGGACUAAAGACCUAUGCCACCAUGCUCCAUGGUAAUUUUAAUUAAUUUAUUUUUAAAAAUAGGAUCCCAUGUAUUAAAAGCUGACCUUUAGCUCUUA
This is a messenger RNA of Cricetulus griseus (Chinese hamster), 2656 nucleotides long. NCBI's taxonomy places the organism in Eukaryota, Metazoa, Chordata, Mammalia, Rodentia, Cricetidae. The record is from RefSeq and is a predicted model, not a curated record.